This is a messenger RNA of Cylas formicarius (sweet potato weevil), 4286 nucleotides long. RefSeq names its product ubiquitin thioesterase trabid (gene trbd). The record is from RefSeq and is a predicted model, not a curated record. Gene Ontology annotation, biological process: protein deubiquitination involved in ubiquitin-dependent protein catabolic process; cytoskeleton organization; protein K29-linked deubiquitination. NCBI's taxonomy places the organism in Eukaryota, Metazoa, Arthropoda, Insecta, Coleoptera, Brentidae. Gene Ontology annotation, cellular component: nucleus; cytoplasm. The transcript has 9 exons. Bases 340 to 2259 code for a protein of 639 amino acids. Gene Ontology annotation, molecular function: K63-linked polyubiquitin modification-dependent protein binding; cysteine-type deubiquitinase activity.
GUUAUGUGUAUGAAGGAAUGCACAGCGGUCUGGCUUUCCUACCAAAAAAAUGUCAUGAAAUUUUGGAAAUAUUUUGACGUCCCGUAUUUUGCAUCGAAUUGCCAACGGAAAAUAGUUUCGCUGGGCAUACCAAUGGUAUCUAAAUUAAUCGUUUCCAAUAUUACACGGGAAACCGCGGUGCCUUCUAUCACAAUAACGUUUUUCCUGACCUUAAUUCUGAAGGUAAUAGAAUGCUGUAUGGAUUAAAUUAGUUCAGUUUAGUUUCAAUCAAUCCCUAUCAUGAAGUUCUCAUGACACAAAUUAGUACAAGGAAACUCAGGAUAGCACAAUAUCUUGAAAAUGAGUGAAAGCGACAAAAAAUGGGCUUGUGAAUAUUGCACUUAUGAAAACUACCCUUCCGCUAUAAAGUGCACUAUGUGUAGAGGUCCCAAACCAUUCGACAACAUAUACCGUAUACAUGGAGAUAAAACUGCUCAGCCUGUGGAUGCGGGUGGUUCAAUUGACAACAAAUCAAAAGCUAAGUGCCACUGUAACAGUUGUGCUUAUGUGAAUACCUGUACUUCAUGUUUAAUUUGCAAUCCGCUGUCUGAAAAUAAUAUACAAGAGCACAUGCAGCACCCUAGAAUCUCUAACACGGAUUUAACCCAAAGUGUGAGAAAUUCCAGCCAAUCUUCAGCUUUAAUUAAUUUAGAAAAUUCACGAAAAACAUCUCAGUCAAAAUGGAUUUGUCAGAUGUGUACGUACGAAAACUGGCCCAAGUCGACGAAGUGCGCUAUGUGCGCAACUGUCAAUAAUCAACGACCACAAUCCUGCGGGCUCAUCAUGUCCUCACCGGAGCGAAAUUUAGACAAUAUUAAUCAAGAUGACCGAUACCAGAAUUCCAUUAUCGAAACCUCCCAAAACAACCUAGAAACCGACCAUAAGCUGAGACACUUGAGAAGAAACGCAGACUGGAAUUGGUUAAAUGCAUGUGUGGGAGUAAUUGAAGGUGAUCCAAAUCCAGUAGAAGCUUACCUAUCUUCAGGCGGCGAUCCGGCACGUACCCUUACCGCAUCAGAAUGCGUCCUUUUAAAUAGGAAUUCAGCUUUUGAUGUUGGCCACACUUUAGUUCACUUAGCUAUAAGAUUUCAGCGAGAAGAUUUGUUAGCUGUCCUCUUGUCGCAAAUAGAGGGUUCUGGUUCAGGAGCAAAGCGAGUUCCGAGCUACGUGGCCCCCGACAUAGCCGCAGACAUUAGGAGACAUUUUGCCACCACCCUAAGGCAGCGAAAGGGUUCGUUUCCUUGUCACUACGUUGCCGAGUUUCCCAAUUUCACUUUGCCGGCGGAGGUGGACACGUUGCCUCUGACCAUUCAAGAACAGCUUAUGUCUGAACUUUUGGACAAGGAUGUGCAAGAAGAGUUGGAAGGGGCGGAUGUGGCUGUCAUUAAUUGGGCCACCGGCCCGGGCGGGUCAUCGCGUUUGCACGCCCUGUGGAAUCGGUCGGCAGGCGAUUGUUUAUUAGAUAGUGUUAUGCAAGCCACCUGGGGCGUGUUUGAUAGAGAGAAUGUGCUGAGGAGGGCGCUUGCAGAGACUCUAAUGCACGCAGGCCACAUAUUUUAUCCCCGUUGGAAGGAAUAUGAAUCCUCUCACGCAUCGUUCCUUCAAUACUCUCUAGAAGAGACGCAGUGGGAAGAAGAUUGGAGCAGUCUAGUCACAAUAGCCGCUCAGCCAGGGGCGAGUUUAGAACAACUCCACAUUUUCGCCCUUGCCCAUAUUCUGAGGCGGCCCAUUAUAGUAUAUGGAGUGAAGAUUGUAAAAAGUUUCAGGGGAGAAGCCUUAGGUCCAGCCCGUUUUGAAGGUGUUUACUUGCCCUUGCUCUGGGACCAUAGUUUUUGCACUCGUUGCCCCAUAGCCUUGGGAUAUACUCGGGGUCACUUUUCUGCUUUGGUGCCGGUAGAACCUUUACUUUCUGCAAGGCCCAGGGCGUCUUUGUUGCCGCUCGUUGACCGCGACAGGAAGCCUUUACCCAUACAUUUUUUGACCGAGGCGGAGUUGGGAAGGGAGGAGGCUAUUUUGCACCAAUGGAUGGACGUGAGUGAAACGGAAAAUGGGAUUCUCGUGGCUCAACAGUCGUGGCACAAACGUCCAUUGCUUGUGGCGCAGAUGUGUGAGGAGUGGUUAAAUCAUUAUAGGCGUCUUGUGCAGAUGACCUCGGCGCCUUUCUUCAGGCCUGUUCCCAUUCAGGACUAUUCCAGCGAGGGGGACACCGACUGCGAGUAGCAGCGGGUCGCGGUGGGCACGAGGCAGGCGGCCAAAAAGCCGUCCUCAUCGCCGCCACCGCCGCCGCCCGCACUGUAGUAGUGAUGACAUAGUACCUAAACUUGUUCCCAUUUAUGCAAAGGGAUUUACUAUCGUAGGGUUCAAGGAUUUAGCAAUAAAGUCUCGAUUCGUUUGCCUUCGUUCGAUAUACUGAUAUUUUUCCUUAUCUUAAUUACGCAAAUAUUUUUUGUUUUGCCGAGCGCCAGCCUGUGAGGUAAAACAUCUACACCAGCCAAUAAUGCUAUAUGAAACGCUCCAAUGAAUUUUCUUGUGCUCUUACAUGUUGUACUUCUGAAUUGCAGAUUAAGCGGGAAAAGUCGCUCACAAAAUCCAAUUUAACAUUAAUUUGCCAUUGAGAACCAUUAAACAUAAGCAUCUCCAACUUGGGUAUUAUUCCACUUCUUCAAUAGUUUAUUAAAUUUGUGGAUUUGUAUUGUAUUAAUUAUAAUUGUUUCUGAGUGAUAUGUCCCGAUCGCUAUUUUUUCUUUUGCUCAUUUUAAAUAAAAUUAAAUAUUAUAUACAGCCCUAGACUACUUUCUUUAUGCGGACGAAUAAAUUCAAAUAUGAGUUGCAGGGUUAGAAAGGUGAAUCUUUAAUUCUGCUAAAGGCGGCAAUUGGGGAAUGCAACGAAAUGGGCAUUUCGGAGUUGUGGCAGCUAAAAAAAUGUUACAUAUUUAGAUCAUUGCACGGGGAAUUAUAUAAAUUUCCAGCAAGCGCUACCAAUAUCAACUUACAAAUGAUUAUGGAAGAGUUAAUUAAAAAUUUAUGCGACUUAUGUGGACUAUCAAAAACAAAAUAUAUUAUAAAUAUAUAAUAUUCUUAUAUAUAUACUUCAGGUUUGAUAUCAAAGUGCCAAUGAUAUCUCACAUUUCGGAGUUGCAACAUCGAAGCUUUAAUUGUAUGCAUUAUUAGUUAUGAUAGAGAACUAAUUUAUUUUAUUAGAAGUAUAUGCGAUUAGGUAUGUUUAUAGGUCAGGGUUUUAAGAUUUAUGGUUCAUCAUGGGGAUGGUUGAAUUAGUCAAAAGUCAUAAGUCGUUAUUGUGUUGUACUUGGAAUUUAUAUUUGAGUUAUUUGCAUAAUUUCACUUUUUUUUACUCUGUACUUGAGAGAAACAACUUAUAAGUGUAUUUGUUUUACCAUACAUCACUGGGGCGUUGUUCCAAACUCGUUAACGAUAUUUUUAACUAGAAACUAGCUUGUGUGCAAGGUCACAUAGGACGAGUUAGCCUAUUUUACCGUAAUCAUUCCUGCUUAAUUUGACAUAGAUUUUUUCCAGCAGAUGUUAAGCAAGUUGUUUACGGUCACUGUGUUGUUUUUCUUUUUUUAAUUUAUUAUUAGCUUUUCCAAAUAACGAUUUGAAUAACAGGGGAACUUUUGCACAAUAUUGUUUCUUAUUUUGGGACCUGAACAAAUAUUUCAGUCCAUGUGAAAAACAUCGAAAUAGAGUCUUAAAUCGAGUUAGAGCUUGGACUACACGAAUUUGGAAACGCCUUGAGAAAUUAGGAGAACUCCGUCUUUUCGGGUUUGUAAUAUUAAUACUAAAUCUGAUCCUUUUGUGUACCUUAAAUUUAGAGUUGCAUUAUUAAAGUCGGAAAGUAAAAAAUGCUAACACUUCAAGUGUAAAUUCAGCUGCUGACAAUUGCGCUGAGUUGGGCUCCAUUCAAAUAGUAGCGAAACUUGCUUAGCAAAAAAAUAAUUCUAGUUUUACAGGUAGUAAUUACGAAUUUCAAGUUUAACUUGGGAAUUAAUGGAACUUUAGAAGAGACAGAUGUGAAUAAAAAGGUUUACCAAAUUCCUGUUAUUGAUUUCGUUACCAAAACAGAUUAAUGAACCAUAAGGGAUGUUAAAUAUUGUUCAUAAUUUCAAACUUGUACAUACAGUCGCACUAUUGUAAAAUAAUUUAUUGAUUCAGAAUUAUCUUUUAAAAAUAUAUACAUAUAUAUUUAAGUUAUAUAUUUAUAAAUUUUUCGAUUCAUCCACUAUUGAACC